Penicillium arizonense is the source of this 2628-nucleotide messenger RNA. RefSeq names its product putative lysine-specific histone demethylase Aof2 (gene aof2). The record is from RefSeq and is a predicted model, not a curated record. Bases 1 to 2628 code for a protein of 875 amino acids. NCBI's taxonomy places the organism in Eukaryota, Fungi, Ascomycota, Eurotiomycetes, Eurotiales, Aspergillaceae. Gene Ontology annotation, molecular function: oxidoreductase activity. The transcript has a single exon.
AUGGUGGCUGUUACAAGGGAAGAAGCGCUCGGAUGUGCAAAAGACUAUCGAUGGAUGAACCUGGCAUCAUUUGCUUACGACUGGCUUGUUCGGAAUGGCUACAUCAACUUCGGCUGCGUGGAGGCACCAUUGUCCCCAGUGAAGCCCAAGCGCGGAAGACGAAAGGAGGGACCGACAAUUGUUGUAAUUGGAGCUGGAAUGUCUGGCUUGGGAUGUGCACGCCAGCUGCAAAGUCUUUUCCGCCAAUAUCGGAAUGAAAAUGCAUUACCUCGGGUCAUUGUCCUCGAGGGACGUCGCAGAGUUGGCGGCCGCAUUUACUCACAUCCCUUGCACAGUCUCGAAUCCAAAACUUUGCCUGAGGGGCUUGUUCCCAAGGCAGAGAUGGGCGCGCAAAUCAUUGUUGGUUUCGAUCACGGCAAUCCCCUGGACGCGAUCGUUCGUGGCCAGCUGGCUCUUCACUACCACAAGAUACGAGAUGUUUCGACAAUAUAUGAUACCGACGGAUCACCCGUGGAUGAAGUCCAAGAUGCAAUGGCAGAGAAACUUUACAAUGAUGUACUGGAACGGACUGGAGUCUACCGCCGCAAGGCAGUGAUCGUGCCAACUGCCGAGGGCGAUCGAGACAUGAUUGAUACUGGUCGCGAGUCGGUAGUGGACGACGGACUCACUGUUCGACAAUGGGAAGAAGCAAGGGCAGCUGGAACGACUGAUCUCCUGGUACCUACCAAGCGAGUCCGUCGCGGGUUAAAACACAAGACUGCGGAUAUCAGACCAGCCACCGACGCAGCGGCUGAUCUUGUGGAGCAUUCUGACGAGAAUCCAGCGGCUUUGACUUGUCAGCUUACCGGGUGGAACUUGAACCCUGGUUACACUGUGAACGAUACAAUAGAGCUGGACGAGAUUGCCAAGCAGAAGCCUCAGCAGACAUUGGGUGCAGUUAUGGAUGAGGGUGUCAAGCAGUACGAGCGCAUGCUUCCAGUGACACCUAAGGAUAUGCGCUUGAUGAACUGGCAUUUCGCUAAUCUCGAGUACGCCAAUGCAUGCAAUGUCAAUAAGCUCAGUCUUUCAAGUUGGGACCAAGAUAUCGGAAAUGAGUUUGAGGGUGAACAUUCACAGGUUGUUGGUGGUUACCAAGAACUACCCUAUGGAUUGUACAUGCUUCCUGAAAAACUCGAUGUCCGUACCAAGAAGAUUGUCACCAACAUCUCCUACAAUGAACAUGGGUCCGGCAGCAACAAAAAGGCGGUCAUUCAGUGUGAGGAUGGCGAGAACUUCAUGGCAGAUCACGUUGUAUUUUCAGGCUCCCUCGGAGUGCUGAAACGGCAAAAUAUCAGCUUCCAACCUCCACUUCCAGACUGGAAGCGCGGUGCAAUCGACAGACUGGGAUUCGGAGUCAUGAACAAGGUGAUCUUGGUGUUUGAGGAGCCGUUCUGGGACACGAAGCGAGACAUGUUCGGCCUUCUCCGUGAACCAACCAACCCCGCUAGCAUGGUCCAAGAAGACUAUGCGGCAAACCGAGGCCGCUUCUACAUGUUCUGGAAUGUCAUGAAGACCACUGGUCUUCCAGUCUUGAUCGCUCUCAUGACCGGUGACGCAGCUCACCAGGCAGAGUCCACACCAGACGAAGAAAUAAUCAGCGAGGUUACUGGCCAACUUCGAAACGUCUUUACGCACACCGUUGUGCCCGAUCCCCUCGAGACAAUUGUCACCCGCUGGGGCCAAGAUCCCUUCACAUACGGCAGUUAUUCAUACGUAGCUGCAGCCGCCUUCCCAGACGACUACGACUUAAUGGCCAAAUCAAUCGGCAACCUCCACUUCGCCGGAGAAGCCACCUGCGGCACGCACCCAGCCACCGUCCACGGAGCCUACCUAUCAGGAAUCCGCGCUGCCUCAGAAAUCGUCGAGUCAGUAGUAGGACCAAUCGAAAUGGCGCACCCACUGGUCCCAGACAAGAACGACAAAACCAAGUUCACGCGCAGCAAAUCUUCAUCACCAAAUGGUACAACGACCAGAAAAAGAAAAGGAAGCUCAUCAAUCUCCUCCUCAACCGAAACACCCACCACCGCAACAACAAUCCAACCCAAGCCCUCAACUUCAUCCUCCAGAAAACCAAUCUCAACGGAAAAAUCCCGCAAAGACGCUUACGACCAGGCCCUCUGGAUAAACAUCUACUCAGAACUAGGGCCCGCCCCUCCGCGCCCCACAAAAUCAGGCCUGAACCCCUUCCUCUUCUAUCAAAAGGACUACUGGACCCAAUGUCGCGACGCAUGCGACCAAGCCCGGCGUACAUCAUCCAACAACCCAAAUGCAAAGGCUCCCCGUGACGAGAUCCGCGCUGCGCUGGGCCAGAUGUGGCGGACUGCCAGUCCGGAUAUUAAACAGCCGUAUCUGGAUAAGGUGGAGGGAAAUCGGCGUGACAAUGCUGAGGCGUGGGAGAGUUGGAAGAUUACCGUUGCUGAAUGGGAGCGUAGGACUUUUGAGGUUAAGGAUCGGUGGUGUGCGCUGAAUCCGUUUGAUACUUGGGUUAUGCCUAAGGAUUUAAGUGAGGGGGGUGGGAUGUCUGUUCCUGUUCUUGCACCUGCUUUUCCGAUUGAUUCUGGUGCCAGUGGUAGUGCUGGUGGACGUUAG